CCCUCUUGAAUUUUUUCACAACGUCAAUCAACCUUGCUAUGCAAAACAAAGUAACUAGUCUUACUGCUGAUUGGUUGUGUGUCUCCCAGAGCGCGAUGUGAUUGGAUGGCGCGCCUGUCGUGUAACUGGUUCCACCAUCAGGUUUCGUGGCGCAGAGGAUUGAGGCUCAUUCUCUCACUCUCUCACUCGCGGCAGCACGAGUCCGGAGGAUGGAGGCGAUUGAAGCGAUGGUUGGAGAAGGGAGGAGAGCCUAUGGUUCAAUAGGUCAUAUCUGAGCAGAAUAUUUUCACCUUCAGAAUGAAAGCUGAGCGCUUCCAGUUCAACCACAGCUGAAACGGCACGACACAAAUCCUGCACUUCACGAGCGAAAAAGACUCAUGUCAUCAGAAAUUAUACAGCACAUGGAGAGUGACUUUUAUGAGUUUGAGAUGAACUGCGGUCUGCUGCUGCUUCAGACAGAUGAUGCAUCCUCCAGCUAUUUACUGUUUCGAUGAAGCAUCUUCCAGCUAUAUGGUAUAAUGAUAAAAGAUUUCACUGGAACAUGCCGAAGAGUGUCAGGGAGCAUUCAAAGACCUGCUACAAAAUCCCACAGCUUUCAUAUGAAGACCGCUCUGACAGCUGACGUCAUGGGGUUCUGCAUUCCUGCCUAAUGUACCAUCGCUAAUGGCUGCGGGGUCGUUCGAGAUCUACAGAUCCAAGUCCACGUAAAUGCCUCACAAUGCCUUCAAAAGUAUCAUGCCUCUACGUGUUGACAGUCGUUUGCUGGGCCAGCGCUCUGUGGUACCUAAGUAUAUCCCGUCCCACAUCGUCCUACGUGAGCCAACUGUCCGUCCCGGCACAUAAAACGGUGAAAGCAGUCAAGAGCAACUCCACCACAACCUUCAGCAACAUCCGCACACGUCCACUGAACCCCCACGCCUUCGAUUUUAUCAUCAAUGAGCCCAAGAAAUGCGAAAUCAAUGUGCCCUUCCUCGUCAUCCUCAUCACGACCACACACAAAGAGUUUGACGCCCGCCAAGCCAUCAGGGAAACAUGGGGCGAUGAAAGCACCUUCAGCGACCUUAGCAUCAUUACACUGUUUCUUCUGGGACGCAGUACAGAUGCGGUGCUCAACCAGAUGGUGGAGCAAGAGAGCGAGAUCUUUCACGACAUCAUAGUUGAGGACUUCAUCGACUCGUACCACAAUCUUACUCUCAAAACGCUGAUGGGAAUGCGCUGGGUGGCCACUUUCUGCAACCAAGCCAAGUAUGUGAUGAAAACGGACAGUGAUAUCUUUGUGAACAUGGACAACUUGGUGUAUAAGCUCUUGAAGCCAGCCACCAAACCCCGACGGAGGUACUUCACGGGAUACGUCAUCAACGGCGGACCCAUUCGGGACAUGCGCAGCAAGUGGUACAUGCCCAGAGACCUUUACCCUGAGAGCAAGUACCCGCCAUUUUGCUCUGGCACUGGGUAUGUGUUCUCGGCGGACGUUGCGGAGCUCAUUUACAAGACGUCCUUGCACACCAGACUCUUGCAUCUGGAGGACGUAUACGUCGGGGUGUGUUUAAGGAAGCUGGGCAUUCAUCCGUAUCAGAACAGUGGCUUCAAUCACUGGAAAAUGGCCUACAGUCUUUGCAGGUACCGUCGAGUCAUUACCGUACACCAGAUCUCCCCUGAGGAGAUGCAUCGUAUCUGGAAUGACAUGACCAGCAAGAAGCAUCUCAAGUGUUAGUGGGAGCUGCCUGAGGAUGUGUAUUUGUGCCCUUUUUUAAAAAUCCCCAUGAUGCACAGAUGGUAGUUCUUUCUUAGAAAUACUUACAUCCUUCUGGGGCAUUUCAAACCACGCCGAGCCUAUUGUUUGAGAAUCGGGUGGGGAAUGUGCUAUUCGUGUUAAUAUUAUAACUGUGCCAGUCUGUCUGGUUCAACAUGCUGGAGUUUCUUUUGGUUCGGGUGCACAACAUUUUGCAUUUUCUUUGCACAUUAUUCUGGUUGUACAAAUGAAAGUAACAUUGCUUUGUUUACUAUUAUGUGAAAGCACCUGCAUUGUUUUACACAUUCAGAAAAUGUAUUUUCUUGAAAAAGAUAACGCAAUGUAUAGUUCCAUAUUUAUAAGUAUAAAAAUUAUUUUCUUACUCCUAGAAGUUAAACUCCAUUGCUUCAGAACAGCUCAUGUUUGUAGCUAUGAUGUAAAUCUGUAUAACUAAAGUCAUUAACGCUUGGUAUCAUUUAGUGAGUAUUUACUGUACAUUGUCAAACCUGUACAAAGAUUGUGUAAGGAUGGCAGUGUAAAUGUGGAAUAUAAUGAAAAUUAUUAAUUCUCUAGAAUUUGAUUUCAUUGAGGCCAAAAUGUGGUUCAUGUGUUUUCCUUUUUGAAUUGUUUGGAGUAACUUAGGGGAUCUGACAUUUAACUCUGAAAACAAAAAUGAACAUGUUAUCCCCAUCCGGUACUAAUGUAUUAUACUGUAUAUUUUUCACAUAAAAAUAUAUAGCAGUUCUUUUUUUUUUUAAGUGUUCUUUUUGUUUUUAUGUUUUGCUCAUUUAUAUUCAAGAUUCUAAAGGGAUAAUAAAAAAUAUAUAGAUAUAUAUACUCACAGUCAUCUCAAGUCAAAGAUUUAAAGAAAUUAAUAAUUGUAUUCAGCUGGCCCACAAUAAAUUGAUCAAAGAUAUUUAUAAUAUUACAAAAAAAAUAAUAAUAAUAAAUGCUGUUAUUUUGAAAUUUAUGUUCAUCAAAGAAGCCUGAAAAAAAGAUCAAUGUAGAAAAUGAACUUAUUACAAUGAUUUCUGAAUGGUUAUGUAAAACUUAUGUAUGGGGGUGAUGUUAGCGCAGUGGAUAAGACACAUGCCUUUGGUGUGAGAGACCAAGGUUCGAAUCCACUGUGAGACACCAAUGUGUCCCUGAGCAAGACACUUAACCCCUAGUUGCUCCAGAGGUGUGCGACCUCUGACAUAUGUAUAGCAAUUGUAAGUUUCUUUGGAUAAAAGCGUCAGCUAAAUGAAUGUAGACUGAUGACAAAUUCCCUGAAAAAAAAAAAACAUUACAAUACAGAAUUAUUUUAAUAGUAAGAAGUUUUACAAAAAAAUGGGGUAUUAUCUGCAGCCAUAUGGCCAUUUUCCAAUGGCUUUGAAAACUAAUUGUGCAUUUAGAGUAAUGCCUAUUUGUAAAACAUUUGCUUGUUUGGAAACUUUCGAUGAACCUGUUUUAGAAAACCAUUCUGUAAAUUUUCUGUCACUUUUAAAUCUGAUCUUUACAGCAUAAAUGUGCUGUGGAGAUCCAGCAAAAUGUCCGACUCACCUUCUCCAUCCUUGGAGGAUUUCACUUUUCCUGCCAAAUGCCCACAGUAGUGCCACUUGGCAGACUGGUCAGGCAGCUCGAGACGUGCCAAUCGCUGGCCUUGCCAAACUCUGUCAGCACCCUUGACAAAUAAAGACAGUCUUUGGCA
Messenger RNA from Carassius gibelio (silver crucian carp), 3422 nucleotides. RefSeq names its product UDP-Gal:betaGlcNAc beta 1,3-galactosyltransferase, polypeptide 1b (gene b3galt1b). Bases 719 to 1714 code for a protein of 331 amino acids. Gene Ontology annotation, cellular component: membrane. Gene Ontology annotation, molecular function: N-acetyl-beta-D-glucosaminide beta-(1,3)-galactosyltransferase activity. The record is from RefSeq and is a predicted model, not a curated record. Lineage: Eukaryota; Metazoa; Chordata; Actinopteri; Cypriniformes; Cyprinidae. The transcript has 7 exons.